Molecule: messenger RNA, 2716 nt
Organism: Gambusia affinis (western mosquitofish)
Lineage: Eukaryota; Metazoa; Chordata; Actinopteri; Cyprinodontiformes; Poeciliidae
Exons: 7
Coding region: 515-1579 (354 amino acids)
Biological process (GO): nuclear envelope organization
Cellular component (GO): nuclear envelope; meiotic nuclear membrane microtubule tethering complex
Molecular function (GO): protein-membrane adaptor activity
Source: RefSeq, a predicted model, not a curated record
GGUUUUUCAAGUAAGUAUUUAUUUAGAAAUUAAUGUGGCAAAGAAAAAAUAAUUUUGUGCUAGUUUUUUUAAGGAAGUGUGCAGCGAUGUUGCAAAUAGGAUAAGCAAGACAAGUUGUUAGUAAUCAGUUUUUCAGCUCAGCAUCAAACCAUUUUAGUAACUUUUUGAUGUAAAUAUUAAAUGUCUCAUUUGUGUUUUAGCACCUUUUUUUGCAUAUUUGCGAACUUCAUUGAGUAUUGAAACAGCAGAAAAGUAUUAAGGAGUUCUACAUGCAAAAAAUGGUUUUUCCUUCAAGUUUUAUAGAUUAUGAUUUAUGAUUUUCACACAUGAAAUGAUAGAUUUGAUAUGAUAGAUAACUGAUGAUCUGAUCAACAUUAAAUGAAGUUUUUGAUAUAUUACAUUAUUAAAUUUACUGUUUACUAUGAAAAUGACUUAUUGUAGAGUUAUGUUGUACAUUUUAGACAUGCUUUGUGCCAGUCACUGACCACCUUUCCAUGUCUGAUUUUUAACAGUCAUGCUAAGAAGAAGUGAACGCUUGAUAGAAAAUGGUUACUAUGACAUGUACGGGCAGCCAACUAUCUCAUACAGAGAAACGCCAAUCAGAAGGAGGCGCCAAAGACGUCCCCCUAUAAACCGCCCUGCAAAUUGGGAGGAACCAUUUAGAGAGAGGUUUCACAGUCGUGAGGAGCAAGAUAUAACGGACCAAGAAAACCAGAUGAUAGACAGUCUAAUACAAGAUGGUUAUAAUGUCUUUCACUUUGUCUUUGGCCUCUCCGUUGCUUUUGGUAAAUACUUUCCUUCUAAAAAUCAGUUUGUAAAUGUUAUAGAAAGUCUGUAUUUUGAAUGUUGUCUCACUGUCAUCUUCUGUUCAUGUUCAUCAGCUUGUAUUAUUUAUUUAUUUAUUUGGAUUAUUUCCCUGCACUCGCGACAUUCAGAGUUAUCUGUCAAACCAACUCUAACAGAUGUGGUUACAAUCUCUGGAAGUAAGUAUCAGGGACCUCUCUCCAGGCUGCAGUUGUUGGAGACAAAGCUUGAGCACCUUCUACCACAAGCAGAUUUAUGGCCCAACUUUGCUCUGGAGUCUGAAGGAGCAAUGAUUUUACACAAGACGACCUCAGAAACGUAUCAGAGUCAUAAAGUGUGUAGAUUGCUUGGGGCAUCUUUAAGGGUACCACCUAGAGGCCCAAACAUUGUUAUUAAGGGAAGAACUCGUCUGAAUCCAGGUGAAUGCUGGGCCUUUGCAGAUUUCCCGGGACGUUUAUCCAUCGCACUGACCCACAAAGCCACCGUCACUCAUGUGUCCCUGGGUCAUAUUCCCAAGAUUGUUUCCCCAACUUCCUCAAUCUCUAGUGCUCCUAAAGAAUUUUCUGUCUAUGGAAAGAAGAAUUUAGAAGAUGAGGAAUCUCACUUGGGAACUUUCCUAUAUGAUGAAGCUGGAGACCGAAUACAGACCUUCAAACUUCCUGCAGAUAAAGUUGGUUCAUUCAGCUUCAUAAAAUUACAAGUUAACACCAACUGGGGGAAUCCGGAUUAUACAUGCCUGUAUAACUUUAGAGUGCAUGGGGAACCGGCUGUUUGACGAAGACGACAACUGCCUUGCAGAAAAGAGGUUCAGACGAAAUAAAAGUGGCAUUCAUGGGUUCUCUCCGGGUACUCCGGCUUUCUCCCAUAGUAAAAACAUUACUGUUAGGUUAAUUGGUGUGUCCAAAAUUUUCUUGGGUGUGAGUGUGUGCUGCAUGGUUGACUGUCCUGUAGGUCUCGAAACAGAGCAGGAACCAUUAACACAUCUUAUUAAAUAAUUCUUAUUUUCUUAACCUGUUCCCAAAAAGCUCUGGUUUUGUUGCAUUGCCAUAAGCAAUGCAAUAGUGGCCCUUUAUCCACUACGUAUACACAAAUCUAGAAUGAUGGGGUUACAUUAUUCAGUUUUACAGGAGUGAUGUAUAUUCUCAUCGUUCAUUUAUAUUGUAAUAGUCUAGAUUUUGUUCUAAUGGAUUGAGAAUGAGAGCUGCACAAUGGCGCAGUUGGUAGCACUAUUGCCUUGCAGCAAAGAGGUACAGACAUAAUAAAAGUGGAACGCGUGGGUUCUCUCCGGGUACUCCGGCUUUCUCCCACAAUAAAAACAUGAUUGUUAGGUUAAUUGGUGUGUCCAAAAUCUCCUUGGGCGUGAGUGUGUGUCGCAUGGUUGUGUGUCCUGUAGGUCUCUAAACAGAGCAGGAACCAUUAACACAUCUUAAUGUGUUAAUAAGAAAAUUCUUAUUUUCUUAACCUGUUCCCAAAAAGCUCUGGUUUUGUUGCAUUGCCAUAAGCAAUGCAAUAGUGGCCCAUUAUCCAUCAUCCAUACACAAAUCUAGAAUGAUGGGGUUACAUUAUUCAGUUUUACAGGAGUGAUGUAUAUUCUCAUUGUUCAUUUAUACUGUAAUAGUCUAGAUUUUGUUCUCAUGGAUUGAGAAUGAGAGCUGCACAAUGACGCAGUUGGUAGCACUGUUGCCUUGCAGCAAAGAGGUACAGACAUAAUAAAAGUGGAACGUGUGGGUUCUCUCCGGGUACUCCGGCUUUCUCCCACAAUAAAAACAUGAUUGUUAGGCUAAUUGGUCAGUCCAAAAUCUCCUUAGGUGUGAGUGUGUGCUGCAUGGUUGACUGUCUUGUGUGCCACUGUUUUGCCCUGGGAUGGACUGGCAACCUGGAUUUUCCAUGUUGUGAAUUUAAGUCAUAUUUU